Molecule: messenger RNA, 1969 nt
Organism: Seminavis robusta
Lineage: Eukaryota; Bacillariophyta; Bacillariophyceae; Naviculales; Naviculaceae
Source: the annotation of a GenBank genome assembly
AGUGACAUGCAGUUCGGUGCACCAAACGGUCCAAUUUCGGCCAUCAAAGAUCGUCGCGAGUGGACAAACUGAUCCGCCAAAGACAUCGCAUUCACCGAUCGAUCUGUUCCUUCUUCAUUAAAGAGUAGACAAGCAACAAUCUAGCUAGCUACUAGCUUGUAAGCUAUCAAGCAGAAAGAAGGAAAGAUGGGAAACGAGACUUCUAGGCACUCGACAAGAAGUUCGGGUUCGCGUCCUUCUACGAGCAAGCAAAGGACGGGACGGUCUAGCUAUCAACCAACCGGACCACGCCCUCCACGACAGAAUAACAAUCGCACUGGCACUGGCACCGGCACGGUUCCGGACGAUCGCAGUCUCAAGACUAGUAUAAAAAAUGUUCAGAAAGAUGUCUCUAUGAAAAGCUCCGACCAAAGAAAGAAACAAGUGAUGCCCACGGAUGAUAGCUGCCACACCUUUGCUGCCAGUUUGGCCACCCAAUCUGCUGGUCAUCAUCGCAGGGGGAAUGAUUAUGUCAUGAUCACGGAUGCACUGUCAGAUGUCAGAGUCAACUACCACAUUGAUGCCAAAGAGAUUGGCCAUGGACACUAUGGAGUGGUCCGUAAAUGCAGACACAGAGAAUCUGGUGAAUGGUAUGCCAUCAAGUCCAUUCGAAAGGCCAAAGUGUCCAAAAUUGAAGUUUUGAAACGAGAGAUUGAUAUAUUGAAGGAAGUGAGACACCCCAACAUCAUCCACUUGGUGGAAGUUUAUGAAGAUGAACGCUAUUUGCAUCUUGUUACAGAACUAUGUACGGGGGGAGAACUCUUUGAUCGCAUUAUUGCAAAAACACAAUCUGCUGAAGGCCAUUUCUCGGAACAUGAUGCUGCCAAACUGGUCAGAGACAUUCUAGAUGCCAUACGAUACUGUCACUCCAAAGGCAUUGUUCAUCGCGAUCUCAAGCCAGAGAACUUCCUUUUCUUGACUCCCGCCGAGGACUCUCCCAUCAAAAUUAUUGAUUUUGGAUUGUCCCGCCAUGAUGACUCAUUCCAAGGAAUCAUGAAAACAAAGGUGGGCACGCCAUACUAUGUCGCACCAGAAGUGCUGCGAAGAGAAUACACCAACAGUUGUGAUAUUUGGAGUAUUGGUGUCAUUAGCUAUAUUUUGCUGUGUGGAUACCCUCCUUUUUAUGGGGAUUCAGAUACUCAAAUUUUUGAUGCAGUGAAAGUGGGCAAGUUUGACUUUCCUUCUCCUGAAUGGGACACCAUCAGUCAGCUGGCAAAGGAUUUUGUCACUGCCUUGUUGAAGAAACUUCCUGUGGACCGACCCACAGCAGAGCAAGCAAUGAAGCUGCCUUGGCUAAUCAAUCAACUCGGAGAGGUACCCCCAGAACGAAAUCGGGCACUGUCGUUGCAGCGAGGAAAUCGUGGGGCUGAGUUUUCUAAGUAUCUGGGAAUGAAGAAACUGAAGAAACAUGCACUCGGAUACAUUGCCUCCAAUCUAACUCAAGAACAAGUUGGCUAUCUUGGAGAAAUCUUCAAGAGUAUUGAUGAGGGGGGAGAUGGUGUUCUGACACUGACCGAACUGGAUCAGGCAAUUGCUAGAGGCAACUUCCCAGCUAGUGUCCAAGAUGAUUUGAGAUCUCUGAGAGAUAAGUUGUCACUGUCUGAGGACGCCAAGUUGAAUUGGAAGGACUUUCUUUCAGGAACAAUAGACAAGACUGUCGCCCUGAGAGAAGACAACAUUCGGAUGCUCUUCAAUCACUUUAACCAUGGUGCUGAUGCAGAUCAUCUGAAAUUUGAAGAUGUGGUUGAAAUCUUUGGGGGUGAAGCACAGGCACUAGAGAUCAUGCAAUUUAUGGAUUCUGAUGGUGAUGGAGUGAUUUCCUAUGAAGACUUCAGGAAGGCAGUGGAAGAGAGCAUGGCAGAAGUUGACGACGAUGACGAAGGUGCUAGCAUAAAUAUCUAGUAAAAAUUUUGAUAGUUCCCCCCCCUGU